This is a messenger RNA of Polyodon spathula (Mississippi paddlefish), 1822 nucleotides long. RefSeq names its product doublesex and mab-3 related transcription factor 3-like. Lineage: Eukaryota; Metazoa; Chordata; Actinopteri; Acipenseriformes; Polyodontidae. Gene Ontology annotation, cellular component: nucleus. Gene Ontology annotation, biological process: regulation of transcription by RNA polymerase II; male sex differentiation. The coding region runs from base 163 to 1521 and encodes 452 amino acids. Gene Ontology annotation, molecular function: RNA polymerase II cis-regulatory region sequence-specific DNA binding; protein binding; DNA-binding transcription factor activity, RNA polymerase II-specific. The record is from RefSeq and is a predicted model, not a curated record. The transcript is spliced from 2 exons.
GUGGAUCCUAAUCUCUGAGUCAACACCUCACAUCCCUUUCAUGAUCUUACACAGUCUGGGACGCUGAUCUUCGACCGCCUCCUACAAUCGGCUCCACUCCUCAGCUGAUUCACUUGUGCUUUCAUUAGAUCAUCAUUAGGCAAAAAGACAUUAGCCUACACAAUGAAUGGCUACGGAUCUCCCUACCUCUACAUGGGGGGCCCCGUCUCCCAGCCAAGAGCGCCUCUUCAAAGGACUCCGAAGUGCGCCCGGUGCAGAAACCACGGGGUCCUUUCCUGGCUCAAGGGACAUAAACGUUACUGUCGCUUUAAGGACUGUACCUGUGAAAAGUGCAUCCUAAUCAUUGAGCGGCAGCGAGUGAUGGCAGCUCAGGUUGCCCUAAGAAGGCAGCAGGCAAACGAGAGUUUAGAAAGUCUGAUUCCAGAAUCCUUGAGAACUUUACCGGGACUCGUCACGACUGCCUCGGGAGACAGCAAACAAGAGCCGCCGAGACCCGUGGAAGGUGUCGGGAGAUGGGCUUCAGAUCAGCAAGGCAGCAUUCAGCCAACAAAACCGGAUCUUAAUGAAGAGUGUUCAGGUGACCAGUCUGGAGGAGACAAUGGAGAGAGCUACAGUGACAAAGAGCAAGAUCAAAGAAGUUCACCAGAUGUCUCCAACCCAAAGCCUUGCUACACCCCUGAAAGCCCUGACGUGGUUCCAGGCCCAGAUGACAGUCGUUAUCCUUUACAAAUAAACACUAACAGUACAGAAGCGACAGCAGAGAGCCCUCAACACCAUGGAGAGCAACUUCUAGUGAUAGAAGGUCUGUCUGGAUCAGUCUCCCUCCCUUUCAAUUUGAAGGCCAACAGACCUCCACUUGAAGUGCUAAAGAAAAUAUUCCCAAGUCAUAAGCCUGCUGUUCUGGAGCUGAUCCUUAAGGGUUGUGGGGGUGAUCUGGUUGGUGCCAUAGAGGUUCUCCUUUCCAGCAGGUCUGUGCUAAACUCUGAGAGAUCUUCCACUGAAGGAUCUGAUUCUCUCGUUUUGCCUUCUAACAGACGUUUGUUUGACCACACAUUGGGUUCUUAUCCAGUGUCGUCAUCCAAAUGGUCAGUGGGAUCUGCGUUUAGGGUUCCAGAUUCUCUAAGGUUUUCCACUGAGUCCAGUAACAUGGUGCCCAGUCCUUUAGCAAUGCCUCUGCAGCACCCGUUUCCCCAGGCUCCACGGUACCCGCUCAUGCUGAGGAAUUCAUUGACAAGAAGUCAAGCCAACCCAUUUGUCCACAAUGACUUGACCUUGUGGAAUACCAUGACCUUGCAGCAGCAAUACCAGCUGAGAGCCCAGUAUGUUUCCCCAUUCUCCAAUGCUUCCAGCAGUGUCUUCAGAAGUUCUCCAGUCCUUCCAGCUCAUCCCUCUGAGGAUCACAGGAUUACAAUUCAGGAGGAUGGUUGCCCAGUGGUUCCUAAGCAACCCAUAUAUACAGAGGAUGACUAUGAUGAAAGAUCAGACUCCUCAGACUCUAGAAUUUUAAACUCCUCAUCUUAAAAUGUAUUGAUCGACCUAAGUGUGAAGUGCCAGAAUGUGCUACCAAAUACGCCUUUCAGUUAAAAAGGAAGACCUUUUUUAAGAAGAUCUUUUUUAAAUACUGGUCUUUUUCUUGUGUCAGGACUGAGUUGAGGCCUAAGGUAACUACUUCCACUUUAAUCAAAGUGUUUGUUAAUAAAUAAUUGCCUUUGACACUAAUUGUGGACACCUAUAGAAAGACAAAUACAUAAAUUAUGUGUAUGGAUAUCUAUAUGUAUACCAAGCUGCAUGAAAUAAACUGUGAAUAUGUCCACAGAAGUAG